Messenger RNA from Adineta steineri, 2877 nucleotides. The record is from the annotation of a GenBank genome assembly. NCBI's taxonomy places the organism in Eukaryota, Metazoa, Rotifera, Eurotatoria, Adinetida, Adinetidae.
AUGAAAACAAAUAAUUCAAUACCUAAUACUGAAUUAGGUGAAUCAAGUAAUAGUCGAUGUUCAUCAUUACGUCGUUUACCUAAAUCAUGGAUUAUUUGCGGAAUUAUUUUUUAUUGUGCAUCUCUUCUCACUGUUGGUCUAUUAGCUGGUCUUCUACCACGACGAACACAAUAUAUAACUAUAAUUGAGACACAAACAUCAACAACAACUACACCAAAUCCAACUCAAUGUAUUGAAGAUGAAUGUAAUUCACGUUUAUUAAGUGAUUUAAACGUUAAUAAUUAUGAAUUACAAUAUGCAUGUCAUGAUUUAAAACAAACAACAAUGGAAGGACAAGUUACAAUUGAUUUUAAUUUAAGAAAACCAAUAAAACAAUUAAUUUAUCAUGCAAAAGAAAUGAUUCAAUUAGAAGAACCAAUUUUAUUCGAAAAUGAUAUGCAACAUUCUAUUUUAAUAAAAAAAUAUCUUCCACAUGAUUAUAUAAGUUUACGUUUAUUAAAUAAUUCUUUAUUUCCAAUGAAUCGAUAUAAAUUAAUGCAAAAAUUUGUUAUUAAUUUAAAUAAUCCUAGUAUUGGAUUUUAUCAAAGUUUUUUUAAAGAUAAAAAUCGAGCAAAUGGAACAUUAUUAGCAACAAAAUUUCGAGCAACAGAAGCUCGAAGAGUAUUUCCUUGUUUCGAUGAACCACAUUUAAAGGCUCAGUUUAAUAUUCAUAUCAUUCAUCCACAAAAUACAAUUGCUUUAGCAAAUUUUCCAGUUAUAAACCAAACCAUAGAAAAUAAUUUACGUCAUACAACAUUUGCUGAAACAUUUCGUAUGAGUACAUACGUUGUGUCUUGGUCUAUUCUUCCAGAUACAUAUGGAAAAAUUUCAGAUAAUGAUAAUUCACCAAUGGUAACAAUAUGGGCUCGACCAGAACUAACAGAAAAAAAUCAUACGACAUUAGCACUUGCAAUUGCUUCGAAUGCAAUUCCAUUUUAUAAAAAUUAUUUUAAUAUAACUGAAGCUUUACCUCCUAAGAAAGAUAUUUUGGCAAUAUAUGAUAUGGCAACAACUGCAAUGGAAAGUUCAGGUUUGAUUUCAUUUCGUGAAGAACGAAUAGUUUAUGAUGAAAAAAUUGCAACAACAUUACAAAAACAACAAUUUGCAGAUAUUGUCGCUCAUGAAAUUGGUCAUUCUUGGUUUGGAAAUUAUGUGACAUGUAAAUGGUGGAAUGAUCUUUGGUUUAGUGAAGUAAUGGUUAGUUGGCUUUGUAGAAAAACUUUUGCGGAAAAAUAUUCUGAUUGGAAUAUGGAAUUACAAAUCUUAACGGAUGACACAAUUCCAAUAAUGUGGAAUGAUGCAAAACCAUAUACUCAUCCAAUUAUUGUUGAAAAUGCCGUGAGUGUACCGGAAAUAAUGAGUUAUCUUGAUGGACUAACAUAUUCAAAAGGUAUAAGUUUAAUGCGAAUGUUGGAAAAAAUCGUUGGUGCAGAAAAUUUUCGUCAUAAUUUACAAGAAUAUUUAAAACUAAAUGCUUUUAAUGUUGCUGAUCUUAAUCUAUUUUAUGAUACAUUAUUAAGUAAUAGAACGAAUGGAAAAGAAUUUAUGAAAAGUUGGUUAAAUGAAAUGAAUUAUCCAUUAGUAAAUAUUGAUUUAAAUAUUGAAAAUAAUUCAACUAAAUUAACAUUUACUCAAUUACGUUUUAUUCUAUCGGAUAUAUUCAAUAUAUCACAUUUAAAUAAAGAUUAUCGGUGGAAAAUCAAUCUCGAAUGUGUUUUAGGUGGAAAUCAUAAUUCCGAUUCUGAUAUAAUAGAUAUAGGUAAUGAUAAAAUUAGCUUUAUUCUUGAAGACGAACAAAAAACUCAAAUAAUAUCUGAUAAAUCUUAUUCAUGGAUUAAAUGUAAUCGAGAUUUACAAAGUUUCCAUAUAACAAAAUAUUCAUUUUCAUCACAACGUUUUACUUCCGUAUUCGAAGCACAACCAACAUUUUUUUCAAAUAAAGAUAAAGUUAAUUUAAUACAGGAUACAUUUUUACUUGCUUAUAAAGGUUUAAUUGAUUAUCAUGAAUCAUUACGAAUUAUAAAAUCAUUAGGAAAAUUAAAUAUGACCGAAUAUGUUCAUUGGAGAACAUUUCAAUAUCAUUGGGAUAUAUUAGCUGAUUUAAUUGAUUAUUUACCUGAUACAUUGACGAAAUUUCAAAAUUUUGCUAUUCAACAAAUUCUUUCGAAUGAUGUUACACUUGAGAAUAUUUUAACAUUACAUAUUAAUGAUAAUCAUAAUACGAAAUUAGUAAAAAGUUUACAAUUUGCAUUACUUUGUCGAAUGAAUCAUCAAGGUGCUAUUGAAAAUGCAAGUUUAUUAUUUCAAUCGAUUCCGAAAGAAUAUUUUAAUAAUGAUAAUGUCGAUAUUGAGCAAGAAUUUUUCAUCGAUAUCAUAUUGAAUUUAUCAACAUCAACACACGAACAAACUCGUGCUUUAGUGGCAAUUAGUUCAACAAAUAAUAAGGAUCGAUUAAAUCGAUUACUCAACGAAGGAUUAAUAGGUGGAUCGAAUACAAUAAAACUUCAAGAUUAUUUUACUAUGAUGGGUUAUAUGAGUCGUUAUGCAGUUGGAAGAGAAAUCGUUUGGAAUUUUUAUAAAAAUAAUUAUUCAGAUUUAAUUAAUACUUUUACAUUACAAAAUAGUCGAUUUGCUUCAGCUAUUCUAUCGAUUACACGUUCAUUUGAAAAAGAAUCUUAUCUUGAUGAAAUGAAUGAAUUAUUUAUAAAAUAUUCAAAUGCUGGUGUUGGUGAAUCAGCACGUCAACAAGCAAUCGAUCAAGUCAAAAUGAAUAUUCAUUGGGUUAAAACAAGAGAACAAAAUCUACAAAAUGCACUUGAUACUAUUUUCAAUUUAUAA